CAUCACAAUCAAUUCACGAAAAUUAUAAACACUACAUACUACGUUAGUAGGUAAUUCACAUGUGAACUGUAAACCAAAUGUAGCUUAAAUCUAUGUCGAAAUUAUUUGAAAAUAAAAUGGACAACGACCAAGUAAACGAUUUCAUGCAUAAAAAUGGCGAUAUCGAAUGGCAGCCGUUAGCGCUUACUUUGGUUGAAUAUCCGAGAGGUGAUUUAAUUGGUAAAUUCUUUGCAUUCAUCAGUUUAUCUCCAUUCGGUAUUGGUGCUGGAUUUGUAACCUUAAUUUUGUUUCGUCGAGAUCUUCACACUAUAGCUUUCUUCUGUGGCACAUUAUUGAAUGAAGCAGUUAAUGCUACAUUAAAGCAUAUUAUUUGUGAAUCUCGACCAAUGACCAGAGGGAACUUGUAUAAUGAAUAUGGGAUGCCUUCGUCACAUGCUCAGUUUAUUUGGUUUUUCAGUGUAUAUGUUUUUUAUUUUGUUUUGAUCAGAUUACAUCACAUAAACAAUAAUAGCAUAAUAUCGGCCUUAUGGAGAGUUAUAAUUGUGAGUGGAUGUAUAUGCCUAGCUGGUCUUGUCAGCAUUGGAAGAGUCUAUUUGCAUUACCACACCACUUCCCAAGUAGUGGUGGGGGCUAUUGUAGGAAUUAUGUUUGCAACUAUUUGGUUUGCACUGGUUCACAGAGUAUUCACACCACUUUUCCCACAGAUUGUUGCAUUAAAAAUAAGUGAAAUGCUAAUGAUAAGGGACACAACGUUGAUACCGAACGUAUUGUGGUUCGAAUACACGACGUCACGUCAAGAGGCUCGCGCUCGAGGCAGGAAGCUGGCGGCCCUGAAACCGACGCAAUGACGGUGCGAGAGCGCGCGCGUGUCCGCCGCCGGACGGAGACCGCGCGCGUGACUGUACUUCGCCGUCGCGGCAUUCGCACUGCUCGGCGGCUUGUUGCUAACCAACAAUAAACCCGGUCGCGGACACUGACAUCGCCACCGUACCUCUCUCAGCUCUAUAAUAAGACUUACUUUCUACUACUACUACGACUACUUUUUCCUUCAGUCGAUCAUUGCUGAGCAUCGUGACGUGCCCUUCUGUGACUUUUUUUUGUAAUUUGUCGGUCAGUGGCGCAGUGAAGUGCGUGACUCAGUCUCGUGUCCAGUGUGCUUAGUGCAAGUUUUUGACGUAACAACGUCUUAUAAUUCGAUGGAGCCGGCUGCACGCACGAAAAAAUAUGACUCAUGCG
This is a messenger RNA of Bombyx mandarina (wild silkworm), 1236 nucleotides long. Its product is annotated as dolichyldiphosphatase 1. Gene Ontology annotation, cellular component: endoplasmic reticulum membrane; intracellular membrane-bounded organelle. Gene Ontology annotation, biological process: protein N-linked glycosylation; lipid biosynthetic process. Gene Ontology annotation, molecular function: dolichyldiphosphatase activity. The record is from RefSeq and is a predicted model, not a curated record. NCBI's taxonomy places the organism in Eukaryota, Metazoa, Arthropoda, Insecta, Lepidoptera, Bombycidae.